AUGAGUGGUGAAAGUUGUAAUAAGAGCUUGACUUUUAAAGGAAGGGUCGUUGUUGUUACAGGCGCAGGAGGUGGACUUGGAAGAGUCUAUGCAUUAGAAUUCGCUAAGAGAGGUGCCAAUGUGGUUGUUAAUGACUUAGACAAUGUACGCGAUAGUAAUAGUUCUAAUAAUGGUAUGAAAGCGGCUGACGUGAUUGUUGAGGAAAUUAAAUCAAAUAAUUAUAGUGGUGACGCUAUACCUAAUUACGAUGCAGUUGGUGGUCCACACACUUCAAAUAUCGUUGAUUCUGCGAUUAAAAAAUGGGGGAAGAUCGAUAUUUUAAUUAAUAAUGCGGGGAUUUUGAGGGACUCUUCUUUUGUUAAGAUGGAUCUCAAUCAAUUCAAUUCAGUUAUUGAAGUCCAUUUAACUGGAGCUUUCAAAUUAAUUAAAGAAGCUUGGCCAUACAUGAAAAACCAAAAAUUUGGUAGAAUCGUCAAUACUGCAUCACCUGCAGGUCUCUACGGUAAUUUCGGCCAGUCAAAUUAUUCUGCUGCAAAAUUGGGAUUAGUUGGACUAGCUGAAACUUUGGCUAAAGAAGGUUUUAAAUAUAAUAUUAUGGUCAAUGCUAUUGCACCGUUGGCAAGAUCAAGAAUGACAGAAAAUGUUUUACCUUCAUAUAUUUUAAAAGAACUAAAUCCAGAGAAAAUUUCCCCUUUAGUACUUUUUUUAUCACAUGAAUCAACUAAUGUGACUAAUUCAAUUUUUGAAUUAGCUGCUGGCUUUUAUAGUCAGAUCAGAUGGGAACGUUCUUCUGGACAAAUUUUUACUCCAAAUGAAAAAUAUUUAACUCCGGAAGCUCUCUUAUCUAAAUGGAUUGAUAUUAAUGAUUUUAAAUCUGAUAAAUCUUUUAAAAAAAUCGAACAUCCAAUCCAAUUAGCAGAUUAUAACGACCUUAUAACGAAAGCCAAAAAAUUACCUCUAGCAAAUGAACAAGGUAGUAUUCAAAUCAAAUCUUUAAAGGAUAAGGUCGUUGUUAUCACUGGAGCAGGUAGCGGAUUAGGUAAAUCACAUGCCUAUUGGUUUGCCAAAUAUGGAGCUAAAAUUGUAGUUAAUGACAUUAAUAAUGCUGAUAAAGUAGUUAAGGAAUUGAAUUCUAAAUUUAAUCAAAAUAUAGCAGUUGCAGAUUCCCAUGAUAUUAUAAAACAAUCCAAAUUAGUAAUUGACACAGCCCUGAAUUAUUUUGGAAGGGUAGAUGUCUUGGUUAAUAAUGCUGGUAUUUUAAGAGAUAAAUCUUUCUUAAAGAUGAGCGAAAAGGAUUGGGAUGAUGUAUUACAAGUACAUCUUUAUGCCACCUAUUCCAUGUGUAAAUCAGUUUGGCCAAUUUUCUUGAAACAAAAGACUGGGUUUAUUAUUAAUACAACUUCAACAUCGGGCAUAUAUGGUAAUUUUGGUCAAGCAAAUUAUGCAGCAGCUAAAGCAGCUAUCCUUGGAUUUUCAAGAACUUUGGCUAUUGAAGGUGCAAAAAAGGGAAUUAAAGUCAAUAUUAUAGCACCACAUGCAGAGACUUCAAUGACUAAGACAAUCUUUGGAGAAAAAGAAUUGCAGAACCAUUUUGAACCUGCUUUUGUUUCUCCCUUAGUUGUCUUGUUAGCAUCAGAAGAAUUACAGAAUUCUAACAAGAAGAAACCCGUAAAUGGUAUGUUAUAUGAAGUUGGAGGUGGUUGGUGUGGUCAAACUAGGUGGCAAAGAUCACAAGGUUACAUUUCAAGGUUGGCAAAUAUUUCACCAGAGAUUAUUAAAGAACAUUGGGAUGACAUAACAAAUUUUGUUAAGGGUAAACAAGUUCAUCCAACAUCAACUGAACAAUCUUUAAUGGCAAUAUUACAAGCUGUACAAAAAGCAGAAAUGAUAAGAAAAGAUGAAGCAAAUAGUAAAGUUAAUACUACACUAGCUAAAACAAGUAAAGAUAAUGGUACGUUGAAAGGUAUAUAUAGAUACAAUUUCAAAGAUUGUAUCCUUUACAAUAUUGGAGUUGGUGCCACCAGUAAAGAAUUGAGAUAUAUCUAUGAAAAUGAUCCAGACUUCCAAGUUUUACCGACGUUUGCGGUUAUCCCUUCUAUGAAUACAGUUCAAUAUUUAAAUAUGGAUGAUUUAGUAGAUGAUUUUAAUUUCGCUAUGCUAUUACACGGGGAACAGUAUUUUAAGAUAAACUCUGAGGGCAUUAAGCUUCCUACGCAGGCUACUUUAAGAACAGAAGUGACACCACUACAAGUUCAAAAUAAAGGCAAUAAAGCUGCUAUUAUUGUUGGAGGUUUUAGUACGUAUGAUGUUGAUAGUGGUAAAUUAUUAAUGUAUAAUGAAGGAACAUUUUUCAUUAGGGGUGCGUAUGUUCCAUCAAAGGAUAAAGAAAUUAAUAAAAAAAGAUCGACUUUUGCUAUCGAGAAUUUUUCUGUUCCUAAGAAUAUAGCCACACCAGAUUUAGAAGUAGAUAUUCCUACGUCAGAGGAUUUAGCAAGUGUGUAUCGAUUAUCUGGAGAUUAUAAUCCACUACAUGUCGAUCCAGUUGUCGCAAAAGCAGUUAAAUUUCCUAAACCUAUUCUGCAUGGUCUAUGUACUAUGGGCAUUACAGGAAAAGUUUUAUAUGAAAAGUUUGGUCCAUUUGAUGAAUUAAAAGUGAGAUUUACAAACGUUGUAAUCCCAGGUGAUAAAUUAAAAAUCAAAGCCUGGAAGAAAGACAACGGAAUUGUUAUCUUUCAAACUAUCGAUAUUAAUACAAAUGUAAUUGUGUUGGAUAAUGCUGCAAUUAAAUUAAAAAAUUAUGUAGUUUCAAAAUUAUAA
Arxiozyma heterogenica is the source of this 2817-nucleotide messenger RNA. It is a transcript of the gene FOX2, whose product is annotated as bifunctional hydroxyacyl-CoA dehydrogenase/enoyl-CoA hydratase FOX2. Bases 1 to 2817 code for a protein of 938 amino acids. Gene Ontology annotation, molecular function: oxidoreductase activity. The transcript has a single exon. Lineage: Eukaryota; Fungi; Ascomycota; Saccharomycetes; Saccharomycetales; Saccharomycetaceae. The record is from RefSeq and is a predicted model, not a curated record.